Molecule: messenger RNA, 366 nt
Organism: Ilex paraguariensis (yerba mate)
Lineage: Eukaryota; Viridiplantae; Streptophyta; Magnoliopsida; Aquifoliales; Aquifoliaceae
Source: the annotation of a GenBank genome assembly
ACAGUGAAGAACAAUUAUCAUGUUGCAGGACGAAUGCCACACAGGCACAAGUCAUCACCAAGGAAGAGGCCAGGAGAAGAUGAUAUUAUAGAUCUGUGUUUCUUCGACAAAGCCACCAGUGUAUCGUUUCUGGCAAAGUCCGAGACGGCGGCUUCGACAUUGUGGAGCAGCAAAGCCAUGAUUGAGAGUGUAGAAGAAGUGUGUAGGGACAUCGCGUGGGGAGAAAAGAGAGAGGUUGGGAGAAUAGGGUUGGUGAUGCAAGAUCAUAUUUGCAGGGACUUGAUUGAAGACAUUGUUACAGAGCUGAGAUGUUGUUGCAUCUAUUCACUUCCCUUUGAGGCAUGUAAGAGAAGAUUGUUGUUCUAG